Messenger RNA from Hydatigera taeniaeformis, 663 nucleotides. The record is from the annotation of a GenBank genome assembly. Lineage: Eukaryota; Metazoa; Platyhelminthes; Cestoda; Cyclophyllidea; Taeniidae.
AUGGGCAGGCGUCCGGCCAGAUGCUACCGCUAUUGUAAAAACAAACCGUAUCCCAAAUCUCGGUUCUGUCGUGGUGUUCCUGAUCCCAAAAUUAGGAUCUUUGAUCUCGGCAAGAAAAAGUUCGGGGUGGAUGAGUUUCCGCUAUGCGUACACUUGCUUUCCGAUGAAUAUGAACAACUCUCAAGCGAGGCUUUGGAGGCUGCUCGUAUUUGCGCUAACAAGUAUCUCGUGAAGUACUGUGGCAAGGAUGCAUUCCAUCUUCGUAUGCGUGUACAUCCUUACCAUGUUGUGCGUAUCAAUAAGAUGCUGUCUUGUGCUGGUGCUGAUAGAUUGCAAACUGGUAUGCGCGGUGCCUAUGGUAAACCUCUUGGCACUGUUGCUCGGGUCAACAUCGGCCAAGUCAUAAUGUCUGUUCGUGGAAAGGAUAUGCAUAAGUCUCAGUUUAUUGAGGCUUUCCGACGUGCUAAGAUGAAGUUCCCUGGUCGUCAAAAGAUUGCUGUUUCCCAAAACUGGGGUUUCACUAAGUGGAAGCGCGAAACCUUUCAGGAGAUGCGGAGUUCUGGCCGCCUGCAGUACGAUGGUUCUAACGUUAAGUAUUUUCCUAACCAUGGUCCCCUAACGCUCUGGAAAAAGACGCAAUCUGCCCUUUUGGGUCUUGAGUAA